AUGCCCCAGGGCGGGGUGCAGGCUCUGGAGGCCAUGUUGUACACUCUUGACUUCAUCAAUGAUCAGGAGGACUUCAUCCCAGGCGUGAGGAUCGGAACUCAUAUCCUUGACGACUGUGACAAGGACACCUACGGGCUGGAGCAGGCCGUCGACUUCAUCAAAGACAGUGACAACAAGAAAAGUGUUUCUGUUGCACAGUUAAAAUUUGAGAAUCUUCCUGUAUUAGAGUUAAAAUCUGGGAUGUUAUCUGAUUCACAAGGAAAAGUGCGAGAACGUGUUGCUAUAUCUCACCUACAGAAACUUCAGGAAUCUCACAAACAACAGGAGUCCCCAAGCCUACAGGAGUCCCCAAGCUUACAGGAGUCCCCAAGCUUACAGGAGUCCCCAAGCUUACAGGAGUCUUCAAGCUUACAGGAGUCCCAAGCCUACAGGAGUCCCCAAGCUUACAGGAGUCCCCAAGCUUACAGGAGUCUUCAAGCUUACAGGAGUCCCAAGCCUACAGAAGUCACCAAGCCUUCAAGAGUCCCCAAGCCUACAGGAAUCCCCAAGCCAACAGGAGUCCCCAAGCCUACAGGAGUCCCCAAGUCUAGAGGAAUCCCCAAACUUACAGGAGUCCCCAAGCCUAGAGGAAUCCCCAAGCUUACAGGAGUCCCCAAGCUUACAGGAGUACCCAAGCCUAGAGGAAUCCCCAAGCUUACAGGAGUCCCCAAGCCUCCAGGGUUCCCCAAGCCUACAGGAGUCCCCAAGCCUACAGGAGUCCCCAAACCUGCAGGAGUCCCCAAGCCUUCAGGAGUCCCCAAGCCUACAGGAGUCCCCAAGCUAACAGGAGUUCCCAAGCCUACAGGAGUCCCCAAGUCUACAGGAGUCUUCAAGCCUACAAGAGUCCCCAAGUCUGGAGGAGUCCCCAAGCUUACAGGAGUCUCAAGCCUACAAGAGUCCCCAAGUCUACAGGAGUCUUCAAGCCUACAGGAGUCCCCAAGCUUACAGGAGUCACCAAGCCUAGAGGAAACCCCAAGCCUACAAGAGUCCCCAAGUCUAGAGGAGUCCCCAAGUCUAGAGGAGUCCCCAAGCUUACAGGAGUCUCAAGCCUACAGUAGUCCCCAAGAGUCUUCAAGUCUACAGGAGUCCCCAAGCCUACAGGAGUCUCCAAGCUUACAGGAGUCCCCAAGCCUACAGGAGUCCCCCAAACCUACAGGAGUCCCCAAGCUUACAGGAGUCCCCAAACUUACAGGAGUUCCCAAGCUUACAGGAGUCCCCAAGCCAACAGGAGUCCCCAAGCCUAUAGGAGUCCCCAAGCCUAGAGGAGUCCCCAAGCCUACAGGAGUCCCCAAGCUUACAGGAGUCCCCAAGCCUACAGGAGUCCUCAAGCCUAGAAGAGUCCCCAAGCCUAGAGGAGUCCCAAAGCCUACAGGAAUCCCCAAGCCUACAGGAGUCCUCAAGCCUAGAAGAGUCCCCAAGCUUACAGAAGUCCCUAAGCCUAGAAGAGUUCCCAUGUUUACUGGAGUCUCCCAACCCUACAGGAGUCCCCAAGCUUACAGGAGUAAGCUUGGGGAAAAAUUGUCAUAG
Molecule: messenger RNA, 1566 nt
Organism: Procambarus clarkii (red swamp crayfish)
Lineage: Eukaryota; Metazoa; Arthropoda; Malacostraca; Decapoda; Cambaridae
Source: RefSeq, a predicted model, not a curated record